Fomitopsis serialis is the source of this 672-nucleotide messenger RNA. Its product is annotated as RNA-binding domain-containing protein. Gene Ontology annotation, molecular function: RNA cap binding. Gene Ontology annotation, biological process: mRNA cis splicing, via spliceosome. The record is from RefSeq and is a predicted model, not a curated record. NCBI's taxonomy places the organism in Eukaryota, Fungi, Basidiomycota, Agaricomycetes, Polyporales, Fomitopsidaceae. The transcript is spliced from 5 exons. Gene Ontology annotation, cellular component: nuclear cap binding complex. Bases 1 to 672 code for a protein of 223 amino acids.
AUGGCGCACGUCGUAACGCCCCUCGACCAGCCAUCCAACUACAAGGACUCGCAAGCACGGCUCGACCGUCAAAAGCAAAAUGAGCUUUUGGCGAGGUCCUCAACCCUAUAUAUUGGUAACUUGAGUUUCUAUACGACGGAAGAACAGAUCUACGAGAUUUUCUCAAAAUGCACCAGCCCGGAGGAGGGCGGUGGCAUCAAGCGUAUCAUCAUGGGAUUGGACAGAAACACAAGAACACCCUGCGGGUUCUGCUUCGUGGAAUACUAUACUCAUGCGGAAGCGCUGGCAUGUCUACGGUACGUAAGUGGGACGAAGCUCGAUGAGCGGAUUAUCCGGUGCGACCUCGACCUUGGCUACCGGGAGGGGCGACAAUUCGGUCGCGGAAAGAGCGGUGGGCAGGUGCGCGAUGAGCAUCGUCAGGACUAUGAUCCUGGCCGCGGAGGCUGGGGUGCCCAGGCGCAGAGACUGGAGAUCGAGCGCCGGAGGGAAGUCGAAGAGCGUUACGCUGACGCUCAGGAGGGCCCUGGUGCUGUUGCCGGUGGAGGUGGUGACUGGAAGGAGGCAGGCACAGCGGAUAACCCACUUAAGCGUGCUCGUUCACCGGACGAUCAGGGCGACAACGAGAGAGCGGGGGCUCGUGCACGCAUGGACGACGACCAUGCGCGGAUGUGA